ACAAACCCAUUCCAACCAUCCCUCGCUCCAAGCCUCGAAUCAUCAAAUCAUUCAGCAUGAAGUCCUCCUUACCCAAGCCCACCUCGUGACCCUCGCUCUCGCGUAUCGAUCCGGGAGGGACGGCUUGUCCCAAAAUAACCGUUCCAUACCCAUCUCCCAAACCCGACUCGCUGCUUACACUGCACCCUGCAUGCCCAAACAUUCUGUUGCAGGUCUACAAUCGCGGGAUCUCGAUUUGGCUAUUUGUCGGCCCUACCUUUUUUGUCGCGACUCACGGGGAGUCCCCUUUCUGCCUUCCUCAAAUCGUGUUCACUUGCAACGACGAGCCAAUCGCACCUCGCCAAACAUCGGAGCAACCUCGCAAUCGAUCGAUCGAAGUUUCGAUUUAUGUUGUGAUUCGUGGAUCGGGAAUCAUACGGAGCUCGCCCGAGGAGAUUUGGUUGCUUUGAUAAUUGGUGCGUUGUACGUGAUCGAAGCGGUUCGAUCUCGGAUGGCCUUCUGUGGCCGACGCUGGGUGUACAUUAGGGAGUAAGUACAGCUUUCUUUGUACUUCUUGUUAAUUGUACGUGUGUCCGAAGAACAAUUGCAAAGUUGCAAGGAACUCCAGCGGGCUGCACGUGGUGAUAGUGAGCAGGCGGGCCCGGUCCCCCUCAAGCGCGAUAAAGCCUCAUAAUGACCUUGG
Molecule: messenger RNA, 682 nt
Organism: Hyaloscypha bicolor E
Lineage: Eukaryota; Fungi; Ascomycota; Leotiomycetes; Helotiales; Hyaloscyphaceae
Exons: 1
Coding region: 191-532 (113 amino acids)
Source: RefSeq, a predicted model, not a curated record